Messenger RNA from Spinacia oleracea (spinach), 1975 nucleotides. Its product is annotated as 2-methylpropanoate--CoA ligase CCL4. NCBI's taxonomy places the organism in Eukaryota, Viridiplantae, Streptophyta, Magnoliopsida, Caryophyllales, Amaranthaceae. Bases 124 to 1860 code for a protein of 578 amino acids. The transcript has a single exon. The record is from RefSeq and is a predicted model, not a curated record.
ACCAGUCACCACCUAAUUACUCCAUUAAUUCCCUAUAAGUGUACUCUGAUCACUUGUCAGUCCACCAUACUUACUCCUUCCUUCCUCAGAAACUUAACCCAUUAACCCAAAACCAACAACCAAAUGGAUCAGCUUAAACCAACACAACCUAAUUCUAUUCCCCUCACUCCCUUAACUCUACUCGAGCGAGCCGCCGUUGCGUACGCCGAGUCUCCCUCUCUUGUUUAUAAAGCUACCACUUUUACGUGGGCUGAUACCAACCGGAGGUGUCUCCGGUUGGCAUCUUCUAUAGCUACACUUGGUAUUUCACGGGGCGAUGUUGUAUCAAUUGUCGCCCCCAAUGUGCCUGCUGCAUACGAGUUACAUUUCGCCGCUCCUAUGGCAGGAGCCGUACUUAAUAAUAUCAAUACUCGGCUUGAUCCUAGGACAAUCUCCGUCCUCCUUCGCCAUAGCGAAUCGAAGCUGGUGUUUGUGUAUUACCAGCUACAAUCUGUUGUAUUGGAAGCCAUUUCCUUACUCCCGGCUGACCACCCUCGCCCUAUUUUAGUCCUUAUUACUGAUAAUGAAUAUGAUUAUGAUCAUAUUACUACUAAUGAUGAUGAGUCCCUCAAUGCUAAACUUGUUGAUAUAUGCAAUCCGAGUGAGGAGUUUAUGACUACCUAUGAGGAUAUGGUUAAAAAUGGAGAUCCGGAUUUUAAGUGGGUUCAACCUCAGAGCGAGUGGGACCCGCUUGUGCUAAAUUACACCUCCGGGACGACGUCGUCUCCCAAGGGAGUUGUGCAUUCCCACCGUGGCUGCUUCAUCACCACUAUGGACGCGCUCACUGAUUGGUCAGUCCCUAAGCAGCCGGUUUAUUUGUGGACCCUACCAAUGUUUCACGCUAACGGCUGGGGCUUUACUUGGGGGAUGGCGGCGGUUGGUGGUACAAAUAUCUGUCUAAAGAAGUUCGACGGCGCUACCAUCCACGCCGCAAUCCGAGCCCACCAAGUGACCCACAUGUGUGCAGCACCAAUUGUACUCAACAUGAUCACCACUCUCACUUCAGACCCAGGCCCUCUCUCCUGGCCCGUUCAUGUCCUCACAGGCGGGUCACCUCCGCCAGCCCCCAUCCUUCUUAGGGCGGAGUCACUUGGGUUUAUCGUCGGGCAUGGAUACGGACUCACUGAAGCAGGCGGGGUGAUCGUUUCUUGUGCUUGGAAAUCGCAUUGGAACCGUCUCUCGGCCCUAGAACGGGCCCGACUAAAGGCCCGUCAAGGAGUCCGUACCAUUGGGUUGACCAACCUUGACGUAAUUAACCCCUACACAGGACAACCAGUAAAGCGAGACGGGAAGACUGUGGGAGAGAUCGUGUUCCGCGGCGGGACGAUAAUGCUAGGGUACCUGAAAGACCCAGAAGGGACAUCAAAAUGCAUGAGAAAUGAUGGGUGGUUCAGAACAGGUGAUCUAGGAGUAAUGCACAAAGACGGGUACCUGGAGAUAAAAGACCGUUCAAAAGAUAUAAUAAUAAGCGGGGGUGAAAACAUAAGUAGUGUUGAAGUUGAAAAUGUGCUAUACAGUUUAGCAGCAGUGAAUGAGGCGGCAGUGGUGGCUAAGCCGGAUGAGUACUGGGGAGAAACACCGUGCGCGUUUGUAAGCUUGAGGAAGGGAAUGAAGGAGAAAGUAACAGAGAGAGAUGUGAUUGAGUAUUGUAGAGCCAAGAUGCCACAUUACAUGGUGCCUAAAAGGGUAAUAUUCAAGGAGGAACUUCCUAAAACAUCAACUGGCAAAUUCCAAAAGUAUUUACUUAGGAAAAUGGCUAAGGCUUUGGAUAAAGAUGAUCAAAAUGUUGUUACUGCUACAUCUUUGGCAAGUCGUUUAUAGAAUCUACUGUUUGUAUAAUCAUUCUUUUAGGUUUACUAGUCAUUGAUUUUCUAAUAAACCUUUUGUAUUGUUUUGGGCAUCUUCGGCAAUUUUAUGGACUAUGUUUUUAUAUAUA